AUGGCUCAACUAAAAUUUUCGUACCUUCGAGCGCUUCUCUGCAUUUUGCUGAAUAUCGAGAUUCUAUUUUAUGCCUCUCUUGCCUAUGUUUUUGUUCUAUUGUCGCCGAUUCCAUUUUUCGCAAAUCGUGGAAUAUUUGUGCAUUUAUUGCUGUUGUUGUUUUGCUUUGUGAAACUGAUGGUCUUGAUUGCAGCCAUACUCGGAGUGGUGGCUGAUCGAAAGCAACUACUCAUCCCAAAUGUCAUUGCAUCGAUCUUUCAAUCUCUAAUUCUCGGAGCUCUUCUGUUACUUCUUCUCAUUCGUCUCAAUGAAACGAAUCUCUCGCGAAGAGGAUGGCAGAAUUUUUAUGUCCUUAGUGGAGCGCUAGCACUUUGUUUGACCACAAUGAGCAUCGAAUUUCGAUAUUAUCAACGGAUUGGGCAAAGAAAUGAGAGAAAAGACAUUGUAAGUGAUGCUCAUGUUAUGACGGAAACUCCC
This is a messenger RNA of Mesorhabditis belari, 477 nucleotides long. NCBI's taxonomy places the organism in Eukaryota, Metazoa, Nematoda, Chromadorea, Rhabditida, Rhabditidae. The record is from the annotation of a GenBank genome assembly.